Messenger RNA from Australozyma saopauloensis, 591 nucleotides. RefSeq names its product H(+)-transporting V0 sector ATPase subunit c''. NCBI's taxonomy places the organism in Eukaryota, Fungi, Ascomycota, Pichiomycetes, Serinales, Metschnikowiaceae. Gene Ontology annotation, cellular component: membrane; proton-transporting V-type ATPase, V0 domain. The record is from RefSeq and is a predicted model, not a curated record. Gene Ontology annotation, biological process: proton transmembrane transport. Gene Ontology annotation, molecular function: proton-transporting ATPase activity, rotational mechanism. The transcript has a single exon. The coding region runs from base 1 to 591 and encodes 196 amino acids.
AUGGUCGUCGCACAGUCCCUCGUCGCCACCGCGCUCCUAACCGUCGGCGGCUACAUGCUCUUCAACGGCCAAGGUGAAUCGUUCAACGUCGGAGAGUUCCUACAAACCACAUCGCCCUAUAUGUGGGCCAACAUGGGCAUUGCCAGCUGCAUUGGCUUCUCUGUGAUUGGCGCAGCGUGGGGUAUUUUCGUCACCGGGUCGUCCAUCUUGGGUGCCGGAGUUAAGGCGCCCCGGAUCACCACCAAGAACUUGAUCUCCAUUAUUUUCUGUGAGGUGGUGGCCAUCUACGGGUUGAUCAUGGCCAUUGUGUUCUCGGCCAAGCUCAACAGCGUGCCGGAGACGUCGUUGUACACCAAGGAGAACUUGUACACUGGGUAUGCGUUGUUUUGGGCCGGUGUGACCGUUGGGUUGUCCAACUUGUUGUGUGGCAUUGCGGUGGGGAUUACGGGCUCCACUGCGGCCAUCAGUGAUGCGGCCGACCUGUCGCUUUUCGUGAAGAUCUUGGUCAUUGAGAUUUUCGGCUCCGUGUUGGGUUUGUUCGGGCUUAUUGUCGGCUUGAUGAUGGCCGGUAAGGCUCCCGAGUUCAAGUGA